CAAACAACUCGGACGCGUCUCAUUUGACUCGCGUUGGCGCCGAAUCUAUCAUCCCUGAGUGGUGCCGUCUCUCGUUUCCUACAUAAAGGAAUUUUCAUGACCCAGGACUUUCGACCUCGUGAUGGUCUUUUUUUCGCAGAUUCUGAAGAUGAGGAAGACGACGUGAAUUCCACGACCGUGACGGCUCAGAUUCAUAGCGAAUCAGUGCAGCCAGCGUCUCACCAACUAGUUCCGCCAUCGGGUCCGCCUCACUCCCCACACGAGAAACGUCUGUUCUUUGCUGAUAGUGACGAUGAAGAUAUUCCACGUUUUCAAACUCCAAGGCCAAUCACGAUUAAUUCGGAUUUGGUCGUGAAUGCCAAUGACAGCGAAAGCGACCUGGAGAUACCCUCUUUCGAAGAGGUUCCUCGAGCUUCCAGCGUCAGUAGUAUGUCGUCGGGACCUUCUCUGCGAAGUUCUCCACCGGCGCCAGGUCCUUCUGUCGAAGAACCGCCGGCCAAGAAGAGGCGACUCUCACCCGCUUCCAAGGUUCAGGCGCGUACGGGACAAGGAUCAUUUGCUCAUUCUACAUAUCUUGGAUCAUUUCUUGUUGGGAAUGCCUGGAGUACUGUCAGAGGCAAAGGUUAUAUCAAACCAGGCGACACCAUUCACAUUGAACGAGAUGAUCUUGAUGAUUUUAAAUCUGGCCUACCGGUCUCAGGCAAAGGAAAGAAAAAAGCCCUUCCCGAUAACGGCAAGAAGAAGCAACUCACCCUUGGUGCCAUGUUAAAAUCGCAGCCACUCAAAGCAAUGAAGAAAGCUGACACCGUAGUUCGUCUUACGAAUGACCGUGGUUUCGAGUUUGGCCGUCUUCCACAGCAUGUUUCAUCUUGGGUUUCAAGGCUUCUUGACUUCGGGAUUGUCGACUUCAAGGGCAGUACAGUGGUGGACUGCCCAGCCACUCUACAUUCUGGCGCGGACUUGAUAGUCUCGUUGUCUGUAUAUGUCCGUGCAUCUGCAUUCAAGCCACCGAGUACUUCCGCGGAGGGGCCACCGACAACGAUGUUCAAUCAAGGACAGGAGACACAAGAUGAACAAACUCUCAGAGAACGCAAAUCUGCUCUGCUCUCUCUCUUCGAAGCUCUUAACCUUCGCCCUUGUAGGGGGGCCCACGUCCAAGAUAAUGGCAACAUGGGAAGUGGAUCUAAUGGUAUGAACAAGAAACUGACGCAACAUCCCGGCGGUGCCAAGAAAAAGAAGAUUGAAAUUGUUGGCGAUGGCGAGGAAGUCGAAGUGGAAGAAGGCGAGGAGCUAUCUGACAACGAGUUGGAUGUUAUCUACAAGAAAGCCCAGAAGCACGAUCAAUCGAUGGCUGAGAUGGAUCCUCCUGAUACGUUUACAUUAAUACUGAGGGGAUACCAGAAACAAGCGCUUAUGUGGAUGCAUUCCAAGGAAUCAGGCGAAAUCUCUGCUAGAGAAGCCAUGUCUAUGCACCCUCUGUGGAGCGAGUAUGCUUUUCCUGCCGAACCUCAAGAUGGUAUAAUCGAUCUGACUGCAGACGAGAAGCCGUUCUACUUCAACCCUUACUCUGGCGAACUCAGUCUUGACUUUCCUAAAGCCGAACGCAAACUCAAAGGAGGGAUCCUCGCAACUGAUUCACUCAUCUCAGUGGGAAUGGGAAAAACCAUUAUGUUAUCAGCUCUCAUCCAUACAAACCGAGAUCCAGAAACUAUUCUGCCUGACGAUACAUCUAAGGAUCUUGCACGUAUUCGUCAGCUGAAACUUGGCAAUGCGUUUCGGUCAAAAGCUCUCAGACAAACGAAGAAGUCUACCAAAGGCCCUUCUGCAACACUGAUUGUUGCUCCUACCUCACUGCUCUCCCAGUGGCACGAGGAACUCCAGCGAUCGAGUGCACCGGGGACCCUUAAAGUCAGUAUCUGGCACGGACAGAAUAGGCUGGACUUGGGUGGUAUAGAAGAUGAUUCGAUGGACGAUGCCUCUAUCACCGUGAUUAUUACGUCAUAUGGCGUGCUUGCCUCUGAACACUCCAAAUUCCUCAAGUCCGGUAGUCAAUCUUCUAUUUUUCAAGUGGAGUGGCUACGAGUCAUUUUGGACGAAGCUCAUCACUGCAAGUCCAGGACAAGUAAGACCGCACGAGCUGUAUAUGCCCUUCGCGCUAGACGUAGAUGGGCAGUAACAGGAACUCCCAUUGUCAAUAAACUCGAGGACCUCCAUUCACUUCUCCAAUUCCUGGAGUAUACACCAUGGUCAUCGUACUCAUUCUUCCGCUCCUUCAUUACUGUGCCAUUCCUUGCUCGCGAUCCAAAGGCAAUAGAAAUAGUGCAAGUAAUCCUCGAGAGCGUUCUUCUCCGACGCGAGAAGAACAUGCGUGAUAACUCUGGCAAACGCAUUGUCGAGUUACCUGCAAAGGAGGUGACUGUCGAUACGCUGCACUUUACACCUACAGAACAAAAAGUAUACGACUCUAUUUACAAUGCGGCAAAGCGGAACUUCGAUCAACUCAAUGCGAAAGGGCUCGUAGGCAAAAACUACACCCACAUUCUUGCUAUGAUUAUGAGACUGCGCCGAGCAGUGCUUCAUCCAGAUCUCGUCACUGAUACUAGCGAUGGGAUAGAGACUAAAGUUCCUGAACACUCCAAAGAUGGAGCGAUUGACGUGGACACCCUGAUGAAUGACAUUUCAGAGCAUGAUUCGGCAAGUGAAUGCCCGAUCUGCCUCGAUGUGAUGCAGACACCAUCCAUCAUCCCUCCCUGUAUGCAUCAAUGCUGUAAAGAAUGCAUUAUAUCAUAUCUUGCGACGUGCACGGAUAAGGGAGAAGUGCCGCGAUGCCCAACGUGCUCACAAGGACCAGUCAAGGAACAAGACCUCAUUGAGGUUCUCCGGCCGUCUGGUCGAAAUAGCCCAUGCCAGGAGUCCACAGGGGAGGAAAAAGAGGGGGCGUCGAAAUCAGAAGUCGUCCUGCGCCGAAAUGAUUUUAGAUCGUCUACGAAACUAGAUGCUCUGAUACAAAACCUCAGACGACUUCGAGAUCAAGACCCAUACUUCCGUGCUAUUGUCUUCUCGCAGUUUACGUCCUUCCUUUCACUUAUCUCUGUGGCCUUAGACCGUGAACGUCUGUCAUGGUAUCGUUUUGAUGGAUCAAUGGAUCUCAAGAAGCGCAAUGCUGCCAUAUCAGAAUUCAAGCAGAACGAGCGAAAGCCCAAGGUUCUCAUUGUCAGUUUGAAAGCAGGUGGUGUUGGUCUGAACAUGGACUGCUGGUGGAACGCAGCAACUGAAAAUCAAGCCAUCGAUCGCGUGCACCGAAUAGGCCAGGAGAAAACUGUCUAUGUCAAACACUUUAUAGUCGAUCACACCAUCGAAGGCCGCAUACUCCAGAUUCAAAAACGCAAGACCGCCAUUGUCAAAGAGGCGUUCCGAGGGAGCGAUAAAUCGGGUAAAGCAGACCCGGAGAGUCUCGAGAACCUGAAAGUUAUAUUCGGUGAUUAAUGAUAGCUCUUGUAUAAAUAGUACUUCUCUUCGAACGGCAUCGAGCUACUAGUCCACGGAACGAGAAAUUUUAAUUGUUAAAUGAAAUGGACUUCGAAUUCGA
Suillus bovinus is the source of this 3589-nucleotide messenger RNA. Its product is annotated as SNF2 family N-terminal domain-containing protein. The transcript is spliced from 18 exons. Lineage: Eukaryota; Fungi; Basidiomycota; Agaricomycetes; Boletales; Suillaceae. The coding region runs from base 97 to 3486 and encodes 1129 amino acids. Gene Ontology annotation, molecular function: nucleic acid binding; zinc ion binding; ATP binding. The record is from RefSeq and is a predicted model, not a curated record.